Molecule: messenger RNA, 3309 nt
Organism: Zonotrichia leucophrys gambelii
Lineage: Eukaryota; Metazoa; Chordata; Aves; Passeriformes; Passerellidae
Gene: CCDC183
Product: coiled-coil domain containing 183
Exons: 13
Coding region: 1-2874 (957 amino acids)
Source: RefSeq, a predicted model, not a curated record
AUGGAGGUCCCCAACAGAACGUGGGGCCCCAAGCCCGACCUGAACCAGCGCAACCAGGAGAUGCAUAUCCUCGUGGGCCUGCAAGAUCAAGGCAGGAGGAUUUUCGCUCGGUCCUGCGAGGAGAAGCUCCGGCAGAACAGGGAGCUGAUCCCCAGCCUGCAGAAGGCCUUGCAGGAGGACUCCACUUUCCUGAACUUUGUCCUGAAGUACAACAAACUCCCCAUUAAGGAUGCCUUCGGAGAGCUCGUUUCAGGCACUGAGAGCCUGGAGGUAACAGCAGGGCUGGAAGCUGGGGCUGGGGCUCUGGGGACAUUGAGAACAGUGCAUGGCAGAGGGACACGCUGCCAGCAGCAGGACAACCCCACGGGGCUGCUGUGGAGACAUGGGGUGUUCACAUCUGGUCCCACGGGACACAUCCAUGCAGCCCCUUUGUCCCAGCAGACCUCCCUGCUGUCCCAUCCCCAUGUCCCUGGCACUGCCCAUGUUCCUACAGAACAGAGAUGCUGUCCCUGCCCUUCACUGCCUGUCCCAAGGUUGUGCCCUGGUUACAAACCCGUGGACAUCGAGGCUGUGCCUACAGAGCUGCCUUUGCCCAGAGGCCUUGUGCAGCAACAGAGCGGUGCUGCUCCCUGCCACCAGCAGUUGCCCACCCAGCAAGCCCCCAGAGCAAAGCUCUCCCAGACCCCAUCCUGUCAAACCAGUGACAACAUCCUAGAGCAGCAUCUCAGUGUCCCCAGCUCCACCUUGGGGGGAGUUUUCUGGGCAGCAUCCAGCCUGGAAAAUGGUCUCAUGCCCAUCCAGGUGGCCGUAAAGAAGAUGGAGGCCAAACUCCAUGACCAGGUGAAGGCGUGUGACAUGCUGGCGCACCAGCUGAAGCUGUGGAGCCAAGCCAGGGAUGAGCGCCAGAGGCGCCUGCAGGACCUGCAGGAUGCUGAGGCUGACCCUAAGUGGCGAGAGCUGCAGACCAUUCGCCAGCUGGGCAAUGACAUCGAGAAGAUGCUCAUGAAAAUUAACAGUGGAGAGAUUGUCACCAACCUGUACCUGAGGCUGCAGGAGGUCCUGAGGAGGGUGAGCUCCUCCUCACUGUGCCAGUGUUUCACCUGCUCUCCCUGCCAAGGCACAGGGUGCCCAAGGGGCUGUGUCCCCUCCGUGCCCUGUCACAGCACGGGGCACCCCGUGCCCACAGACAGCCCCACGUACCUGAGAGCCUUUCUUCAGCAAGGGGCAAAAGAGAAACUCAUGGCCGAGGCAGGGCCCCGGGUCCGUGUGGAGAAGCACCUCAGGGACCAGUCCCUGGCUGAGCAGAAGAAGCACCUUGAGAGCCUGCGGCGCCAGGAGGAGAGCGAGAGGCAGCAGAGGCAGAGCAGGACCAGAGCUCCUCAGAAACGCUGCUGGGUGAGUGCCUGGCCAGGGGGCAGAGCGGGGGAGUGUGGGCACAGCCACGGACACCCUGCCCUGCUCCAUCCCCGGGCACCCUGCCCUGCUCCAUCCCCGGACACCCUGCCCUGCUCCAUCCCCGGACACCCUGCCCUGCUCCAUCCUGGACACCCUGCCCUGCCCCAUUCCUGGACACCCUACCCUGCUCCUUCCCUGGAUACCCUGCUCCAUCCCCGGACACCCUGCCCUGCUCCAUCCCCGGACACCCUGCCCUGCUCCAUCCCCGGACACCCUGCCCUGCCCCAUCCCUGGACACCCUGCUCCUUCCCUGCCACCCCAGGUGCUGACGUGGAGGCCGCCAUGGCCAGGAUGCAGCGCGAGGCCUUUUUGACCGACAAGAUGGAGAAGGCAAAGACUGCCCUGCAGUGCUCCUGCCUCUGGGACAUCCCCAGCAGCAUCGAGGCACAGAGGAAAUCCCUGGAGAACCUGCAGCAGCACAUCGAUGAGUGCAAUGAGAAGAAGAACGUGCUGAAGAAGACCCUGCAGAACCUGGAGUCCAAGCAGGCCAAACUGAAGUUCAACCAACCCGUCAGCACCGCCAGGUGCUGCUGGCCUCGCACACUUGGCAGAGCACCCAAAGCUCCCACUGGGGUCCCUGAGCUCCCUUUCUCCUUGCUGGGCAUGGCAAGUUUGGGGUGUCCCUGCACCCCUGUGCACCUGUGUGAUGUGAGUGUGGCUGGCUCCAGCAUGCAGGAGGAGGAGCUGAGGGAGAAGCUGAGGCAGGAGGAGGCCCGGCUGGAGCAGAUGAGAGCCCACAUGCUGAACAACCAGAAGCGCCUGAUCGAGUUUGAGAACAUCAUUGACAACAUGUUCCUCCGCCUGCAGGGCAUCUCCAUCCCUGGCAAGGAGGACUCAGGUGAGGUGCACGGGAUGGAGGCGAAGCUGCAGCACUGUGAGCAGAAGAUGCAGUUCCUGAAGGAGCAGGCAGCAGCCCGGCCUGAGGACAGCCCUGAUGAACAGAGCGAGGUACGGGGGCUUGGUGGCCCUGGGGACACACUCAGGGUCCUCCCAGACCAAGGCCACCCAAGCCAUCCUUCUCAGCAAGGCCACAGGGAAGGGCGAUGGUGCAGCUCAGCCCCGAUGGCACUGGGCACCCAUGGUGCUUGGCUUGUAGCACCCACCUGCCCUCCAGCACUCAUCCCAGGCUGUCUUUCACAGACUUUUGCCAAGGUCAGGAACCUUCUGGAGGAAAGAACUGCAGGUGAAAAACAGAACCUGAGGAUUACCUUUGAGGAUGAGGGCGCUACGGAGCAUGGUAGGAGAGCACAGUGGGGAUGUGGCCUCCAGCCCCUCCCCAGUCCCUCCUCUCCACUCUCCCCUGCAGACAGUUUGGAUUUUGAGGAGGAGGAAGAGGACUACGUCCCCAGCCGGGAGGAUAUCAAGAAGCAGGGGCAGCAGCUGAUCCGCAUGAACACCCGGCGUCGCAAGAAGAAGUAGUGGUUUCUCCGUGUGAGCUCUGAAGGCUUCAGGCCACCCCUUGUACCCUUUUCCCAGCAGGAGCACCUUGAGCUGAGUUUUCUCAGAAUGCUUUUCCCAGCAGGUUUAAUAAAUCAGAUAUUCUUCAUUCCUCCCAGUUCCAUGGUAAGGCUGGAACAGGUCCUAGGUCACUUCUGUCACUCACAACAUGUUGGGGUCCAUCCUGAGGGGCUCUCAGCUGGGUUUGGAGGUGGACAUGGGCUGGCUUAGGGACAGGUUCAGCCCCUGGACCCCUGGAGCAAAGCUGGUGCUGGCCUGGCUUUCUCCCCCUUGGUGCUGUGGGGCCAACACCUUCCUGGGACCUCUGAUGCCUCAGGGGAUGGAGCUGUCUGAGCCAGUGAUGGGGAAAUGAGGGGAAUGGCUGAGUCCUGUGGGGUCCCAGGGUGGGAGUCCCCA